GGAACACUUGGGGAUCCUAAGUCCUGCAGGGUAGGGGGGAUGAAAGAGAGAGAAGGAACCACACAUGGGGCUCCCUGGAGGGCAGGAGUUUGAAUGAAUGUGGGCAGCAGAGGAAAAACUUCACCUGCUCUGCAGGUUCCCUUGGGUGUUAACAAAGUUUAGCCUCUGGAGGCAACACCAGGAUCUCUCAACUCAACUCGACUUAACAGAUGCUUACUUAGAAUCAGACUCAGGGAAGAACUUCCCGACAUGGGGAGUUGUAAAAAGCCUGGAAAGGAUGCUCAGGGGACUUGGGGGUCUCUGUGGAUGGCUUUGAAACCAAUGAGGCUAAAUAAAUAAGGUCGUGCCUCACAUCAGGGGUGGAUGGGUGGAUGAGAUGCUAGAAUUUUCUUUCCUUCUGAUGCUUCUCUACUGUGUCCGCUUAGGACCUCGUCCACUCAGGUCUCUGUCCCUAGCGCCUGGCAUGUUCUUGGCCCCGAUAAAGCAUGAGGUGGUGGAAAGAUCAUGAGCAAAGGCGAGAGUGAACAGCUGGAUUAUAGGUGCAAAUGUCUGACACAGUGUUGCUCCCUAACUUCAGUGGCCAGCCGUGGUCUCCUUCCACGGACUCUCUCGGAGCUUCCUCCUCCCCUGGGCUCCUCUCAACACAGCAGGUGGUUCGAGCACAACCACGGCACUGCCACCUUCUGAUGUCCAGGGGCAGCCGCACCUGUCCUCUGAAGCCAUGGGCCCCUCCCGUCCUGCGCUCCUGUCCUUGAGGAGGCUCGGCCUGUGCUGGCUCCUGCUGACUCCGACAGGUGGAGAGAAAACCCAGCGCCCACAUCCCCCGGCACCCGGAGACACUCCUUCCUCUCCGGGUCCCCUGGUGCUGGCGCAGCGAGGCUCCCACACCCAGGCCGAGGACCACCUCUUCAAGCACCUCUUUGGGGGCUACAACCGCUGGGCGCGCCCGGUGCCCAACACCUUGGACGUGGUGAUCGUGCGCUUCGGGUUGUCCAUCGCCCAGCUCAUCGAUGUGGAUGAGAAGAACCAGAUGAUGACCACCAACGUCUGGCUAAAGCAGGAGUGGAACGACUACAAGCUGCGUUGGAACCCGGCCGAUUUCGGCAACAUCACAUCCCUCCGGGUCCCAUCAGAGAUGAUCUGGACGCCCGACAUUGUCCUCUACAACAAUGCAGAUGGGGAGUUUGCGGUGACCCACAGGACCAAGGCCCACCUCUUCUCCACGGGGACCGUGCACUGGGUGCCCCCGGCCAUCUACAAGAGCUCCUGCAGCAUCGACGUCACCUUCUUCCCCUUCGACCAGCAGAACUGCAAGAUGAAGUUCGGCUCCUGGACCUACGACAAGGCCAACAUCGACCUGGAGCAGAUGGAGCAGUCGGUGGACCUGAGGGACUACUGGGAGAGCGGGGAGUGGGCCAUCGUCAACGCCACGGGCACCUACAACUCCAAGAAGUACGACUGCUGCGCCGAGAUCUACCCCGACGUCACCUACACCUUCGUCAUCCGGCGGCUGCCGCUGUUCUACACGGUGAACCUCAUCAUCCCCUGCCUGCUCAUCUCCUGCCUCACCGUGCUGGUCUUCUACCUGCCGUCCGACUGCGGCGAGAAGGUCACGCUGUGCAUCUCCGUGCUGCUGUCGCUCACCGUCUUCCUGCUGCUCAUCACCGAGAUCAUCCCGUCCACCUCGCUGGUCAUCCCGCUCAUCGGCGAGUACCUGCUCUUCACCAUGAUCUUCGUCACCCUGUCCAUCGUCAUCACCGUCUUCGUGCUCAACGUGCACCACCGCUCGCCCAGCACCCACUCCAUGCCCCGCUGGGUGCGGGGGGCCCUGCUGGGCUGCGUGCCCCGCUGGCUCCUGAUGAAUCGGCCCCCGCCGCCCUUGGAGCUCCGAGACCCCCCGGGCCUGAGGCUCGGCCCCUCUUACCGCUGGCUGGAGACCAACGUGGACACCGGGGACAGGGAGGCGCUGGCGGUGGAGGAGGACAGAUGGGCACAGGCCGGUUACUCUGCGUCCCCCACGGGGGCCCUCCACAGCCACGGUGGCCUGCACCCGGGGGCCUCGGGUCCCAAGGCUGAGGCUCCCUUGCAGGAGAGCGAGAUCCUGCUGUCACCUCGCAUGCAGAAGGCACUUGAAGGCGUGCACUACAUUGCCGACCACCUGCGGUCUGAGGACGCUGACUCUUCGGUGAAGGAGGACUGGAAGUACGUGGCCAUGGUCAUCGACAGGAUUUUCCUCUGGCUGUUCAUCGUCGUCUGCUUCCUGGGUACCGUCGGGCUCUUCCUCCCUCCGUUCCUGGCGGGAAUGAUCUGACCCUCCCUCCCCUCCGUUGCUCCCAGGUGGCCCCUCUGGCCACCUUUUGACCACCCUUAACUGCAGCUGCCUCUAGAGUAGUGUCCGGGGUGGAUGCCGUCUGCCUGCAGGUGCCUCUGUUUGGAGUCCCUACACCGCCUGGUCACCGGGGACUUCUCAGAACACUCCACCUGAUGUCACUGCACAGAGUGCCCAGACGCUGCUGUGUGCAGAGGCCUGUUCUGGGUGCCGGGGAGCUGGGAGAGGGAGGAGUUUGCAGAAGGUUAGGAUACAGUGACAACAUGGGGCAGAACCAGAUUGUCCUGGAAGAGCUGCCGAGGGGCGGGGCCGGGCUGGAGAGGAAGGGGACUCGGACCUCACAGGAGGGACUUGUGGGGAAGCAGGGAGGGUGCCUGGGGUGGAAGGGCUCUGAACGGCAUUUUGGGUUCAGGAAUGAGCCCCAGUGCCGGGGACAGCAGCUGGGUGGGGGGGCUCCGUUGCAGGGAGCAGUGGGAAGAAGCUGGAGAGGCGGGUUGGGGUCUCUCUAAGCCAGGCUGAGCCCUGCAGGGUUCUGAGCUGUCGGGAGCAGCAGGUGAAUGACAGGCUCUUCUGGAAAGGCAGGGCCUGCAUGUAGGCGGAGGCAGAGGCCAGAUGCUCCUGGAGGAGGGAUGGGUGGACGGGUGCAGGUGGCUGGGCUGUUCUGCUCACCUGGAAGCGCCUUGGGCACCCCCAACCUCCCCUAACUGGCCUCUCCUGAUGUCUGCCCUCCCUUUCCUUGCCGCAGAAGGGCUGAGCACUGGCCGGGCCCCCAGGAGGUUUGGGGGAGCUGAGUGCCACUGCCUGCAGAUCACUGUCCUUGAGCAUGCAGUGGACAAACUAGAAACACCAUCCUGAGCCGCUCCUGACUCAGCUCGAACAGGCGGCAUGUCCAGCCUGCUCAGACCGCCUGGUCCCUGGUACCUGCCCCACCAGCACGCCUCAUGUGGGAGUUUGAGAUCUUUGCUUCGGUCCCUUUGACUCUGAACUCCUCCAGGGCAGGGCCCCUGCCUUGUGUUUGUCCUGGCGUCCAGCACUCAGGACGUUUGUUCUGAGUGGAUGAAGGGAGUGAGCCGGGUCACUUUGGACCCUGAGACCACUGAGUAGAUGGCAAAGCUGCAGGACUGCACCCUUCCCAGCCUGUCUCCCCCCAUCCUGUCCUCUUUUCUCUCCCAAGAUGCUCCACGCGGGGGCCACUCUGGCCUCUGGCUCCUGCCGGCUCCAGUGCACGCAGCCCUGGUCCUCCCCUCCCCUCGCCUCUGGGCUUCCUGGCCCAGGCUCCCAGACCUGCCCUCCUCGUGCCAUGACUUGCACACGUGACAUUCAUGCCCCUGCCUGUCGUGCAUGUGAGUAAAGAGAUGAAAUGAA
Molecule: messenger RNA, 3694 nt
Organism: Lemur catta (Ring-tailed lemur)
Lineage: Eukaryota; Metazoa; Chordata; Mammalia; Primates; Lemuridae
Gene: CHRNA2
Product: cholinergic receptor nicotinic alpha 2 subunit
Exons: 6
Coding region: 722-2311 (529 amino acids)
Biological process (GO): monoatomic ion transmembrane transport; nervous system process; chemical synaptic transmission
Cellular component (GO): postsynaptic membrane; synapse; neuron projection
Molecular function (GO): transmembrane signaling receptor activity; acetylcholine-gated monoatomic cation-selective channel activity
Source: RefSeq, a predicted model, not a curated record